This is a messenger RNA of Juglans microcarpa x Juglans regia, 789 nucleotides long. Its product is annotated as peptide methionine sulfoxide reductase B5-like. The record is from RefSeq and is a predicted model, not a curated record. NCBI's taxonomy places the organism in Eukaryota, Viridiplantae, Streptophyta, Magnoliopsida, Fagales, Juglandaceae. Bases 123 to 626 code for a protein of 167 amino acids. The transcript is spliced from 3 exons. Gene Ontology annotation, molecular function: peptide-methionine (R)-S-oxide reductase activity. Gene Ontology annotation, biological process: protein repair; response to oxidative stress.
CACGAAUCGGACAACUCCCUAUACGUCACGUAUACUCGUCCUCUGAGGUACUUCCCCACCCCGCGGGCCCCCAUGUCCCGCUUUCCCAUCCAUGUUCAUUUUCCCCAAAAAAAAAAAAAAAAAUGAUUUACAAAUGGGCUUGUUCGAAUCGAAGGGUCAAAGAGUGGCGGCUCAUUUGUGUGACUGUGAUAGUAGCAGAGUUGGUUGGUAUGGCUUCACCGGGUUCGGUUCAGAAAACAGAGGAGGAGUGGAGGGCUGUCCUCUCUCCCGAGCAAUUUCGGAUUCUUCGAAACAAAGGGACAGAGCUGAAAGGAACUGGGGAAUAUGAUAAGUUCUUCGAGGAAGGGAUUUACAGCUGUGCCGGUUGUGGAACACCACUCUAUAAAUCCACAACCAAAUUUAAUUCUGGAUGUGGUUGGCCUGCUUUCUAUGAGGGAUUCCCUGGAGCCAUAACUCGCACUCCGGACCCAGAUGGAAGGAGAACUGAGAUCACAUGCACAGCUUGUGGAGGGCACUUAGGCCAUGUUUUCAAGGGGGAGGGAUUCAAAACUCCCACAGAUGAACGCCACUGUGUCAAUAGUGUUUCCAUCAAGUUUGCUUCUGCAAACUCUGCUCCUUCACUAUGAAGUCUUCCGAUGUUGUCAUUUUCCAGGAACCUGCAUCCUCCUGUGUACAAUCUUGUCUCGAGGUUAGUGUGGUUUAUGCCUCCUAGAAAGGCCAAUAAGGUGGACUGCGAGUGAUGGAAUGACUCUGUGACGUCUGAGCUAAUAAAACCUUUGGUUUGUGUUA